This is a messenger RNA of Acomys russatus (golden spiny mouse), 3069 nucleotides long. RefSeq names its product FAST kinase domains 5 (gene Fastkd5). The transcript has 2 exons. NCBI's taxonomy places the organism in Eukaryota, Metazoa, Chordata, Mammalia, Rodentia, Muridae. Gene Ontology annotation, biological process: mitochondrial RNA processing; regulation of mitochondrial mRNA stability. Gene Ontology annotation, molecular function: RNA binding. Bases 349 to 2802 code for a protein of 817 amino acids. The record is from RefSeq and is a predicted model, not a curated record. Gene Ontology annotation, cellular component: mitochondrial matrix; ribonucleoprotein granule.
GUGAUAGGCAAGAGAUGCUUGUGAGUUGACCUGGCAUCAGCACUCUAGGUCCUGGCAUCUGGAAACUCAGGAAGCAGUAGCAUCUUCAGCCCUUCCCUGAUGGCUGAACCUACUUCCUGAAGUGUGUCUCUCUGUCUGUCUGGCAGUAGUGUGGCCUGGAGUUACAGAUGAUGGUGAGCCACCACGUGGGUGCUGGGAACUGAACUUCAGAUCUUCUGGAAGAGCAGCCAGCGUUCUUAACCGAUGAACGUCUCUCCAGCCUUCUGUUUUUAAGGUAGAAGCCACUCAUUCUUCAUCUACCCUUUUUUCAGUAUCUGGCACCAAUUCUGGCCCCAUCAUUUGUGGCCCAUGGUUCUUGUGGUAUGCCGAAGAUUUACAGGCAGUUUCUGUGGAACAUCUCCCUGUUCAUCUCUAAUCAAGCACCAUAGAAACAAGAACUUGCCUAGUCAAACAUAUGAAGACUGUGCUCUGACUGCCAAAAAGAUCAGCACAGACUCCAGAAUGGCAGCCACUCUCAAGUUGUUUAAACUGUUAAAAUACCAAGCAUCUUGUAAUCCAUUUGUCUACCAUGCAGCCCAAAGCCUGGCAUAUUGGAAUAUGGAAAACAGCACACAACACAGGAGACAGAACAUAAUAGCUCCUGAGCAUGAGAGCUCCUGCCAUCCUGCCAGAAAAGUAAAGAGCAUUGGUGGUACCACUUUGUCUCAGAGAAUCUUCACAACCAGCAGUCCCCACCUGGGUUUGGAAGUCAGCGAAGCUUCUACCCUUCCGUCCAGCACGAUGCAUCCAGGCUCCGGUGCCACAAGAGUCGGUGAAGAGGAUGUAGAGGUUUUUGAUUCCUUUGCAGGAAUCCGAGUUUUCCUAAAGCUGAGGCCAGAGUACCAGCUUCACAGUUAUAAUAGAAGUGAGCCUUGCCAACCCCUGUCUGCUUCAGAAGGUGAACUGAUUUUGCACAAAGUCACAGUUUAUCAAAAUAAACUCCAGCCAGAAGUCAUUGCUAAUUAUUUUUAUAAGCUGAGCUCUUUGCCAGCAGAACAGCAUUCUGUUUUGUUGUCCAGUAAUAGCUUUGCUCUGCUCUGCCAACUGAGUAUGAAAAACAUACAGCUCUUUGAUACCUCAGAUCUGAUCAGCAUUUUGAAAGCCUUUGUUGAUCUAAGAACUCCUCUCCCCCCUGCCAUGCUAGACGUGUUUGAAACCAGAUUUUGCCAUCAGGUGUGGGAGAUGAGUCUGGAUCAGCUUCUCCUAGUAGCUGAUCUUUGGAGGAACUUAGGCCGCAGAGUGCCUCGUUUUUUAAAAAUCUUUUUUAGUUACCUUAAUUUACACUGGCAAGAGCUCUCCUUGUCUCAGCUGAUUCACUUGAUUUAUAUUAUAGGUGAAAAUCGUCAGGCUCCACCAGACCUAAUGCAGAAACUAGAAUCACUGAUCCUCAAGUAUGUAGAUUUGGUCAACUUAGAGGAGGUUGGUACAAUCUGUCUGGGGUUUUUUAAAUCAAGUAGUAGUCUCUCUGAAUUUGUCAUGCGGAAAAUUGGCGACCUGGCUUGUGCUAACAUGGGGCAUCUAAGUAGCCACACCUUAGUUCAUAUGCUUAAAAUGUUCCGCUUCACUCAUGUGGAUCAUGUGGAUUUCAUGAGGCAGUUUGGAGAAAUUGCUCCCCAGCGAAUUCCUUCCUUGGGGGUCCAGGGUGUUAUGCACCUCACUCUUGCCUGCUCAGCCUUACGAAUCCUGGAUGAAAGAGUAAUGAAUGCAGUAGCUGCCUCUUUGCCUCCGAGGGUAGCACACUGUCGGAGUAAAGAUGUUGCCAAAAUUCUGUGGUCAUUUGGAACUCUGAACUAUAAGCCACCCAACACAGAAGAAUUUUAUUCCAGUCUGAUAAAUGAAAUCCACAGAAAGAUGCCUGAAUUCUACCAGUACCCGGAGCAUCUUCUCACCUGCCUGAUUGGCUUGGCGUUUUCUGAAUACUUUCCAGCUGAGUUCAUCAAUGUUGCUCUAAGUUCAGGCUUUGUCAAAUUAGCUCAAGAGAGAAGUAAGUUUGAACUCACUAAGGAACUGUAUACUCUCGAUGGCACAGUUGCCAUUGAAUGUCCAGAUUACAAGGGCAGUCGUCUUAAUUCUCACCUUCAGCAAGAGGCAUCUGCAAAGCUGUGGGAUUUAGCAAGCAAGGAUAUGAGAUCAAAGCCUGAAUUCCUAGAAACUCUCUAUUUACUUGAGACAAUGUUGGGUGGUCCCCAGUAUGUUAAACACCAUAUGAUUUUGCCUCACACCCGCUCUUCUGACCUUGAGGUUCAGCUUGAUACUAACAUGAAGCCAAUACCAUUUAAUAGUGAAGUGACACCGACUGAAGAUGCAGCCCGAUUACAAUUUAAGCAGGUGGGAGUGAGCCUUACAGAUGAUUUGGUCAGUCGGUUGCUAAAGGGAAAAGCCAAGAGGUGUUUCCAGGGGGAAACUGAGUUAGAGACUGGCCAGCCACCCAUGGAGUUAAGAAAGAAGACAGCCAUAGCCUUGGUGGACUCUGAUUGCAAUGUGACAGAUAGACUGGGGGAUGUGGGGACCAUUGGCCUGCGCCCUCUAGCCCACAAGCAGCCCCCACUAGUGAAGCUAGCUAUUCAGUUCACAAACAGGAACCAGUAUUGCUAUGGUUCCAGGGAUCUGCUUGGACUGCACAAUAUGAAGAGGAGGCAGCUGGCUCAAGUGGGGUACCGUGUGGUAGAGCUACCCCACUGGGAAUGGCUUCCGCUACUGAAGCGAACUCGUCUAGAGAAGCUAGCAUACCUCCAUGAGAAAGUGUUCACCUCCGCUCUCUGAAGGGCCCUCAUGGGCAUUGGUGCUCAGGAAAGUGAUAGGUGCACAUCCUACACCUGUAGGCUGAGCAUCCUUAACCAGAAAAUCAAAGUCAAGUGUUCUAAAAUCUGAAACUUUGAUUACCGACAGACCUCAGGCCAAGUGGUAGUCCAUGCAGAUACCUAAGACUUGAAGUCCGAAACAGUCCCAAGUAUUGGAUGCAGGGAUUCUCAACAUGUCUUCCAAGUAAUUAGAAAAGCCAGAGUGUAGAUGGAUAAUGAAACAGCCACC